Molecule: messenger RNA, 3193 nt
Organism: Papaver somniferum (opium poppy)
Lineage: Eukaryota; Viridiplantae; Streptophyta; Magnoliopsida; Ranunculales; Papaveraceae
Product: probable inactive ATP-dependent zinc metalloprotease FTSHI 2, chloroplastic
Exons: 11
Coding region: 267-2894 (875 amino acids)
Biological process (GO): proteolysis
Cellular component (GO): chloroplast thylakoid
Molecular function (GO): ATP-dependent peptidase activity; ATP hydrolysis activity; ATP binding
Source: RefSeq, a predicted model, not a curated record
UCUUCUCUUCGAAAAGAAAGACUCCGUCCCCUCCCCCAUAUCUACACUAUACUCUCGAACUUCACUGAAAUUCCCAAACCAUCACCACAUUCCUAAAUAAAUUAGGGCAUUACACAUAAAACCCCUAAUCUUAAUUCUUCCAUUUAAACAGACUUGAUGAAAUUGAGGAAGCAAUUUGUGCAACUUUUCAGUUGCGAAUAAAUGAAGUAAGUAACAUUAUCCAUCACAUUUCCACCUCUUUAUUAUUCUUCUUGAAUUCAUUUUUCAUGGAUAGUUACAGUUUUCUUAGUUCAUCAAGAUUCCAAUUCCAUCAAUUGAAGACUCUGAACCCUAAAACACAUAGAAAUAGAAAACCCAUUUACAUUCGUUCAUCAAUUUCAUGUAAUUCUAAGAACUCAGAAAAUGAAGAAAAGAAGAGAAAUGGAUUAGAAUUACUUCAAUUUUCAGUAACCUUAUCAGUAAUUUCUGCAUCAUUAUUAUCACCACAAGCUGCAAAUGCAGCAGUAAAAACUUCGAAAACAGCAAAACGGGCGGCUAAAAAGGUAGAAGCCUUAUCACCUGAAGAGUUGAAAUUAUGGUCUAAAGGGUUGCCCGUUGUUAGUCAUAGAAUUCCAUAUACUGAGAUAUUGGAUUUGAAACAAGAGGGGAAACUUAAACAUUUGAUUAAGCUGCCUUCGGGGAAUUUGAGGCAGAAACCGGAUUCGGUUCUAGUUGUUUUAGAGGAUUCUAGGGUUUUAAGGACUGUUUUACCAACAUUGGAAAGAGACGUGAAGUUUUGGGAUUCAUGGGAUGAGUUGAAAUUGGAUACUGUUUGUGUUAAUGCUUAUACUCCUCCUGUUAAGAAACCCGAGUAUCCGUCGCCUUAUUUAGGAUUUGUGAACAAGUUUUCGGAGUUUGUGAUGUCGUUUAUGAAGACAAAGCCACUGUCAAAACGAGCUCUGGAAAUUCAGAUGGCGAGGAAAGAGUUGCAAAUGAGGAAGAAGUUUGAGUUGGCGAGAGUGAAGAAUGAACGGGAGAUGAUGGAGAAGGCUCUUAGAAUGCAGAAGAAGAUGGAAGAGAGGGAAAGGAGGAAGGAAAUUAGAAGGGUAGAGCAAGAGGAAUCGUUGCGUCGGUCUAAGGAGAGUUAUGAAAGAAUGGCUUUAGUUUGGGCAAAUAUGGCUCAUGAUCAGACCAUAGCAGGAUUUCUUGGGGUUUUCUUCUUUUACUUGUUUUAUAGGGUUGUUGUGUUGAAUUAUAGGCAACAACAGAAGGAUUACGAGGAUAGGUUGAAAAUUGAGAAAGCCGACCGGGAUGAGAGGCAGAAGAUGAGGCGAUUAGAGAAGGAGAUGGAAGGUACAGAGGGUGAAGAGGAUGAGGUUGAAGGUAAGGAUGGUGAUAAAAAUCCUUACAUGAAAAUGGCAAAUCAGUUUAUGAAAUCUGGUGCUCGUGUUCGUCGAGCCCGCCAUAAACGAUUGCCCCAGUUUCAGGACCGAGGUGUGGAUGUGAAGUUUACAGAUGUUGCCGGGCUUGGGAAAAUCCGACUUGAGCUUGAAGAGGUUGUGAAGUUCUUCACACAUGGAGAAAUGUACAGAAGGAGAGGAGUGAAGAUACCAGGUGGUAUACUUCUUUGUGGACCCCCUGGAGUAGGGAAAACUUUGUUAGCAAAAGCUGUAGCUGGUGAGGCUGGGGUGAAUUUCUUUUCGAUUUCCGCUUCUCAGUUUGUGGAAAUAUAUGUUGGUGUGGGUGCUUCUCGUGUGCGAGCAUUAUAUCAAGAAGCGAGGGAAAAUGCACCAUCUGUUGUCUUCAUUGAUGAAAUUGAUGCCGUUGGUAGAGAACGUGGUCUAAUUAAAGGUUCUGGUGGACAAGAGCGUGAUGCCACUCUUAAUCAGCUCCUUGUAUGCUUGGAUGGGUUUGAAGGGAGAGGUAAUGUCAUCACUAUCGCAGCCACAAAUAGACCAGAUAUCCUUGAUCCAGCACUAGUUAGACCGGGAAGGUUUGAUCGAAAAAUUUACAUCCCCAAGCCUGGCCAAAUUGGUCGAAUUGAGAUUCUGAAGGUGCAUGCUCGUAAGAAGCCAAUUGCCGAAGAUGUUGAUUAUAUGGCCGUCGCUAGUAUGGCAGAGGGAAUGGUGGGAGCUGAGCUAGCAAAUAUUAUUGAGGUUGCUGCCAUUAAUAUGAUGCGUGACGAAAGAACUGAGAUUACAACAGAUGAUUUGUUACAAGCUGUACAAAUAGAAGAACGAGGAACACUUGAUAGAAAGGAUAGAAGCCUAGAAAUGUGGAAGCAACUAGCUCUCAAUGAAGUUGCCAUGGCUGUGGCGUCUGUGAACUUUCCAGAUCUGAAGAACGUUGAGUUUAUCACCAUUUCACCUAGAGCAGGCAGAGAAAUGGGUUAUGUCCGGGUGAAGAUGGAUCAUUUGAAAUUUAGUGAAGGAAUGCUUAGUCGACAAUCUUUGCUGGAUCACAUUACUGUUCAAUUAGCACCUCGAGCGGCAGACGAGAUUUGGUAUGGCAAAGAUCAGUUGAGCACAAUUUGGGCAGAAACGGGAGACAAUGCCAGGUCCGCUGCCCGAAGCUUAGUCCUGGGUGGUCUUACAGAUAAACAUUAUGGGCUGUCUGAUUUUUGGGUUGCAGACCGGCUUGAUGACAUCGAUUUGGAGGCCUUGCAGAUUCUUAACACUUGUUAUGAACGCGUUAAAGAGAUCCUGGAGCGAAACCGCACACUCGUGAAUGUCAUGGUUGAUGAACUCGUCCAGAAGAAAACUCUUACAAAACAGGAAUUAUUUCGCCUGGUGGACCUACAUGGUUCGCUCGAACCAAUCCAACCUACUAUCCUUGACAUCAGAGUUGUCAACCGCAAGAAGUUACAAGAAAAGAUGAUGCACCAGAUGGAAGUAUCACAACAAAGCAGCAUGUGAGACCGAAGAAAUAAAAGAUCACCAAAAAGGCAUCAAGUCUGGUAGGAUGAAGCUUCACAACGACCAACAGGUUCGUAGCAGACGUUGAGUACCAUCAAUGAACAUCAGAACCCGAGUGUACCAAAUUUUGUUUUGUAUUUAGCCAUUUGAGUUAGUUUUUGUUCUGUCAAUCUAUUGUAUUCUUGUAAUCUUGUUCGAGAAAACAGUUCACUGAACGGCGGGAACUGAAAGCCGGUGACACCGGAAAAAUCAAAAAAGAAGAACAAAAUAAAAUCCAAGGAAAACAAAAAUUGUAGUCU